UCAAACGCCAACGCUUCUCGUCUUCCUGCUGCCUUCUCCAGUUCUACUCUUCGUCCUCGGCUCCUCUCCCAACUCAAUCCCUCCUCGUUACCAUUUGGCAAAUCACCACCCGAAUCUACUGAGAAAAAACACCUGCUUUUUCCUGCGCGCUUCGAUCCGAAACCCCCAGCUCGGAGUUCUCAACAAGAUUUCGCGGAGCCGGAGCAGGAGCAUCUCUUUCAUACUUUCCUGUAAUCUUCCUGCGACGUCGCAGCAAUUAGCGGCCCAAAUCCGCACGGCAUGAGCAGCUAUUGAGUUAGGUGGGAUGAGAUUCUCGGUUUAGCUCAUCCUUCAGUUGUACCGUGAGAGAUUGAACCCAAUCGAUUGCUGGAGGCCUGGAGUUGAGCAGCUCUUGCCUCUUGGAGUACCUGCGAGUAGAAGUGAUCCAGAGAUUGGAGCUGUUGGUCCUGUCGUGCCAUGGCGCUGUUCCGGAAGUUUUUCUAUAAGAAGCCGCCCGAUGGGCUGCUCCUCAUCACGGACAACAUAUACGUUUUUGAUCAUUGCUUCUCCAUGAAAGAGAUGGAAGAUGACCAUUUUGAAGCUCAUAUUAGAGGCAUUGCAGCAGAUCUUCUGGAAAAUUGUCGUGAUCACUCAUUCAUGGUCUCAAAUUUUGGGACUAGGAAGGAAGAAAGCCCUAUAUACCACAUUUUAUCUGAGUAUGGUAUGACUGUAUUGGACUACCCUGGUCACUAUGAGGGAUGUCCACUCCUCACCAUGGAAAUGAUUCACUGCAUCUUGAAGUCCAGCGAAAGCUGGCUUUCCUUGGGUCAGCAUAACUUACUGCUAAUGCACUGUGAAAAAGGGAGCUGGCCUGUUCUGGCUUUCAUGUUAGCUGCUCUUCUAAUAUACCUGGGGCAGUAUUCCGAUGAGCAGAAAACACUGGAUAUGCUAUACAAACAAUCAUCUUUGGAGCUUUUGGAAAUCUUUUCACCUCUGAAUCCUAUGCCUUCUCAAAUAAGAUAUUUGCGCUAUAUCUCAAUGAAGAAUGUCAUGCCUGAGUGGCCUCCAGCUGAUAGGGCCCUCACAUUAGAUUGUGUUAUUUUGAGGAUGAUUCCAAAUUUUCAAGGUCAAGGUGGUUUCCGUCCAAUAUUCAGGAUAUAUGGCCCAGAUCCACUCAUGCCCCCUGAUCAGACUCCAAAAGUUCUUUUUUCAACUCCAAAGAAAAGCAACCUUGUCCGUUUUUACUCACAGGCAGAUGAACUGGUGAAAAUAAACCUUCAAUGUCAUGUCCAAGGAGAUGUUGUCCUAGAGUGUAUCAAUUUGUAUGAGGAUCUGGAUCGUGAGGAGAUGGUUUUCCGGAUCAUGUUCAAUACAGCAUUCAUCCGGUCGAACAUCUUGAUGCUUAACCAUGAUCAUGUAGACAUGUUAUGGAAUGCAAAAGACCAAUUCCCUAAAGAUUUUCGGUUUGAGGUUAUCUUUUCCGAUAUGGAUGCAGUUACUUCACAUGUUACAACAGAGCCUGUUAUUCAUCAAGAGAAACAAGGACUUGGGGUUGAAGAAUUUGCUAAGGUCCUAGAUAUCUUUAACCAUUUAGACUGGUUGGAUGGGAAGAGGGAUACUGUACCUCACACAACCCAGCUAAAGAUCUCAGCCGUUACUGAUGAGCCUGAGACUUUCUUUGAUACUCGAGAAGAACUUGAGUCUGAAAUUUUACCUGGUGAAAAUAAUUCUUCUACUGUUGUUCUGAAGCUCGGAAAUGAAUUGGGUAUGCUUCUCAGCACGGAACCAAGACAUAUUCGCCUAGACUCAAGUUCAGCUAAUAUUCAAUCCAAAUCAAAUACUACAGCACUAUCUCCUUCGCGAACAGGACCAAAGACCAGUGGUUCAUCUAUGGAACCGUCUUCAAAUACAGUCAUGCAACAACAAUCAUCUUCACCUGUUCAGCCUCGGCGAGUGAUGUCUGACUCUGCUGUCCAAAUUUUACCAGAGAUAUCAGAAUCAGUAUCAGCUGAGAAGUCUGGUUCACAAACUCCAGUUGAGCAUUCACCUUCACCUCUGAUGGCAAAUAAAUCAGCAUCAACAGCAUCCCUUAUACCCUUAUGCACUCCUCCUCCUCUUCCUCCCCCUCCACCCACUGUCUCAUUACUCCCUGUUCCCGCUAAGUUACCCAAAAAUACUAGCACAAGUACUAUCAAUAUCUCCCUUAGAGCAACCGUGCACCCCUCUACACCUUCUUCAGAACCAUCAGUUCCUCCUCAAGGUUUGUCAAGAACUGGAAAGCUGGUUCCUCCUCAAGGUUUGUCAAGAACUGGAAAGCUGGUUAAGUCACAAGAACCAUCUAAUGAAAUUCGUGGGGAGUUACAAACUGAUAGUGCUACAGGUCCCAGUGUUUUUGCGUUGUCAUCAUCUUCGUCACUGUCACUGGAUAAGGAAUUAAGCAGCACAAGAGCAUCUCUCCCAGUGGAUUUGCCUGAAUUACCUCAGACUUCAGACACUAGACCCUUGGCAAUACCAGAGACAAGAUCUGAUACUAUGCCGCCGCCGCCACCUCCACCUCUUCCAAAAUCAGGCAUGAUACUGUUUCCUAUGUCACAGAGCGAAGAGGUAACAAUCACUAUAGAAAAGGUUGUACCACCUCAGCCUCCACCUCCUCCACCACCACCACCGUUUUCAAAUUCAAACCCAUAUACGGUAUCUGCAAUUUCGUCUUCACAAAAAAGAGCCCGAUCUCCAACGCCCCAGGCCCCAGCAUUGGCAAAACCAUCAUUUUCCUCUCCACAGCCACCGCCACCGCCGCCACCACCUCCGCCUCCUCCGCUGCUUAAUAACACUGACGGCUCAUUAUCUCAACCGCAGUUACUAGAAAAAAAGGAUAGUGCAACUUCAAAGUAUCUAGGCACAGUAUCUUUAACACCUAAGUUUUUACAAGCACACAGUGUUCCGCGGCUGCAAACACCGCCUGUCCCACCUCCUCCACCUCCUCAAACAGUGCCAGUUCCACCUGCACCACCUCCUCCAUCUAAAACACCGCCUGUUCCACCUCCACCACCUCCUCGAACACCGCCAGUUCCACCUGCACCACCUCCUCCAUCUAAAACACCGCAUGUUCCACCUCCACCACCUCCUCCAUCUCGGCCAUCGCAUGUUCCACCUCCACCACCACCUCCUUCUCAAACACCACCUGUUCCACCUCCACCACCUCCUCCUUCACAACUUUUUCCAUCAAUAAGCAAGAGAAAUGAUGUGGCAGCCACUCAUCCACCUCCACCUCCCCCACCAUUGCCAUCCCAUGUUACUUCUGCACCACCAGUGCCACCUGCACCCCCAUUACCUCCUCCUAAGCUAGCUGCGGCCAACAAUGUUCCACAGAAGUCAUCAACAAUCCAACCACCACCACCUCCACCAGGCCCCCAUCCUAAGGUUUCAUCACAUUCUUUACCUAGUAAGGGAAGUGUUGUCAGUUCUAACCCUCCCCCACCUCCGGCAUUUUCAUUUGGUGCAAAGGACCGUAGCACAGCCCGCUCAAAAAGCCCUAGAAGUUUACGUCCCAACCAGUCAUCUAAGAGGACUCCACUGAAGCCAUUGCACUGGGUGAAAGUAUCAAGAGCGACACAGGGAAGUUUAUGGGCUGAAACACAGAAGUCUGAUGAAGCAUCUAGGGCUCCAGAGAUUGAUAUUUCUGAGCUUGAAAGUCUUUUCUCUGUAACGAUGCCAAAUAUGGAGGCAAAACGACAACGACAACAUCCUUCUGUUGCAACAAAACAAGAAAAAGUUCUUCUGAUUGACCUUCAGCGCUCAAAGAAUUGUGAAAUUAUGCUGAGAAACAUCAAGAUGCCACUGCCUGAUCUAAUGGGUUCAGUGCUUGCCCUUGAUGAUUCCAUAGUUGAUGGUGAUCAAGUAGAUUACUUGAUAAAGUUCUGUCCAACUAAGGAAGAAAUGGAACUUCUCAAGGGUUAUACAGGCAAAAAGGAAAACCUAGGGAAUUGUGAACAGUUCUUCAUGGAAAUGAUGAAAGUACCUAGGGUGGAGUCAAAACUGAGAAUCUUAUCAUUUAAGAUUAAGUUUGUUACACAGGUUGCAGACCUAAAAGAUAGUUUGAAUACCAUCAAUUCUGUUGCUGAAGAGGUUAGGAGCUCUGUCAAGCUUAAGCGAGUGAUGCAAACUAUUCUUUCUUUGGGGAACGCAUUAAACCAAGGAACUGCUAGGGGUGCAGCUGUUGGAUUUAGACUGGAUAGUCUUCUUAAGCUCAGUGAUAUACGGGCACGUAAUAACAGGAUGACUCUCAUGCAUUAUUUAUGCAAGGUUCUUUCAGACAAGCUUCCUGAAGUUCUUGACUUCAACAGGGAUCUUGCACAUUUAGAACCUGCCUCAAAGAUACAACUAAAGGAGCUAGCAGAAGAAAUGCAAGCAAUAACUAAAGGACUGGAAAAAGUCGAGCAGGAACUAGCAACAUCUGAAAAGGAUCCUCCAGAGACAGAGAUAUUUUACAGGAAAUUGAAGGAAUUCCUUGCUGAUGCCCAAGCUGAAGGAAGGUCAUUAGCUUUGCUUUACAGCACUGCGGGGAAAAGUGCUGAUUCUCUAGCACAUUAUUUCGGUGAAGAUCCUGUGCGGUGUCCUUUCGAGCAAGUUGUCUCAACAUUGCUAACCUUCGUUAGAACUUUUGAGCGUGCCCAUGCUGAGAACGUUAAACAGAUGGAGCUGGAAAAGAAAAGAGCCCAAACGGAAGCAGAAAAAGAAAAAGCCAAGCUUGCUGCUGACAAGAAGGGGGGAUCGCAGGAGCGAAGAAUUUCAGAGCGGUGACUCACCCUCGCUUCUCGCAUCUGGAUAACAUGCGUUUCACUAAUUCCCUGCCACUACAACACCUAAGGUCUGUGGCAGAAAGUUUUGUAGCACUUCUUCAGCGAGUAUGACAAGGGAGAUAGGUGGAAGUGUUGCUGUGUAGUCCUAAUACGAGAGUUCAGUUAAUUAGCAGAUAAUCUGAGGUGCACUACUAUUUUUUGGUUCUUGAUGUAAAUAGGAGUUCCAGAUCUGUUGUCACUGUAAAACAAAGGGAGGUACACUCUCCUGGUUACCUUGGGGAAAGCCCCUGUUAGAAUAAAUAGGUAAUCAUCUGUGUCCAUAUACAUGUAAAAUGUGUACAUUCUCCAUGUACUGAUGCUUUUGUACAGAACGAAGCAACAUUGUAACUAGAAACGAUCACCGGGUCAGACCCCUGUAUAAGCUACUGCAACACGGCCAAACAUCUGCCUGGACUCGCCAGGAGACUAUUUUUUAA
Messenger RNA from Panicum hallii, 5254 nucleotides. Its product is annotated as formin-like protein 7. The transcript has 18 exons. NCBI's taxonomy places the organism in Eukaryota, Viridiplantae, Streptophyta, Magnoliopsida, Poales, Poaceae. The record is from RefSeq and is a predicted model, not a curated record. Bases 457 to 4779 code for a protein of 1440 amino acids.